AUGUUGUGGAUCACUCGGUUGUUGGUGCUGCUACUGUGGCUGGUGCUGACCUUUGGUCAGCUUGGUGUCCCUGCACAGCCCCAAUCGCAAGCACAGGCCCGGUACGACCACACGCGCAUCUAUCAAGUAGAGCUGGCGAGUGCCGAUCACGUGCAACUGUUCCAGGCGUUGGAGCUGGCAAGCGAUUCGUGCUCGUUCAUGGGCCAUGCCCGAGUGCCGGGACAAAAACUGACGAUCAUGGUGACCUCGCACAAGGUGGCCGACUUCGAUGACCUGUUACAGAGCUACAACGUGAGCCACCGCAUCCUGAACCACAAUUUCCAGGCUCUGAUCGAUGCCAACUACCGCGAGGUGGCACCCGAGGGCACUCCGCCAGAUCAGUUCGACUGGAAACGCUACUUCCAACUGGACAGCAUCUACGCCUGGCUCGAGUUUCUGGCCCAACAGCGGCCAGAGGUGGUCACCCUGGUGGAUCUGGGGGCUAGCACCCAGGGACUCCCCAUCAGAGGUGUGAGGAUUGCCUUUGGAGGGGAGAAUCUUACCAGCGUCUUUGUGGAGAGCGGGAUCCAUGCGCGUGAAUGGAUCGCCCCGGCCACGGCCACGUAUUUCAUCGAACAGCUUCUGAACUCCAAGGAUGCAGCUGUGCAGACGCUGGCCCGCUCCCAGAACUGGGUGAUCUUUCCCACAGUGAAUCCAGAUGGCUAUCGCUACACUUUUAAGGGCGAUCGCAUGUGGCGCAAGAAUCGCUCUCUGUUCGGCAUAUGCCGGGGUGUGGAUCUGAACAGAAACUUUCCGUUUCACUGGAACGCGACGGGGGCCAGUGGCGAUCCCUGUCGCUACGACUACUCCGGACCGUCGGCGGGCAGCGAGGUGGAGACGCAGCGCAUCGUUCAGUUCCUAGAGAAUCGCAUCCAGUCGGAGCGGAUAAGGACCUUCAUUUCCCUGCACAGCUAUUCCCAGCUGAUCAUGUUCCCCUAUGGCCACACGCCAGAGCGAGUGGAGAACUAUCAAGAUCUGAAGGAGAUCGGACAACUGGCAGCCCAACAGAUCAAGAAGCAGAGUGGACGAAUCUACAGGAGUGGCAGCAUCUACGAGACCAUCUAUCCCUCUAGCGGCGGAUCCAAGGACUGGGUUCAUGGUCAUCUAAAGGUGCCCAUUACCUUCACGUACGAGCUGCGCGGACCACCGGACAGCGAGGAUCUGUUCAUUUUGUCCGCUGGUGAGAUUGAGUCCACGGCCAGCGAAGCCUUUGCCGCACUGCAAACGAUCGUGGAGGAGGCUGGCAAACGUGGCUAUUACCAGUGAGAGCCACUACAGAUCCCACUCCAAGCGUCAGCAGCAGGCAGGCAGCAGCAGCAUCGCAUCUGAUGAUGAUGAUAAAUGUCGUCUGGCCUGGCAGUUCACAUGAAAAACACAUUACGCGCCAGCCAGCGUUUCUUAAUGCUAAAUAAUGAUGGCAAAAUCAUGACACAAAACCUCAUAAUAAUGUUGGUAAAUCAAAGCAAAUAUAGCCAGAGACUCGAACGAGCAGAGCAAAGCCGUAUGCCUUAUGCCUUAUGCCUUAUAGAAAUACAAAAUACUCGUAGUUGCAACUUGCAACUAUUACAGUUA
This is a messenger RNA of Drosophila persimilis, 1611 nucleotides long. RefSeq names its product zinc carboxypeptidase. Gene Ontology annotation, molecular function: zinc ion binding; metallocarboxypeptidase activity. The record is from RefSeq and is a predicted model, not a curated record. Gene Ontology annotation, biological process: proteolysis. The transcript has a single exon. Bases 1 to 1305 code for a protein of 434 amino acids. Lineage: Eukaryota; Metazoa; Arthropoda; Insecta; Diptera; Drosophilidae.